Onthophagus taurus is the source of this 1351-nucleotide messenger RNA. RefSeq names its product septin-4. NCBI's taxonomy places the organism in Eukaryota, Metazoa, Arthropoda, Insecta, Coleoptera, Scarabaeidae. Gene Ontology annotation, molecular function: GTP binding. The record is from RefSeq and is a predicted model, not a curated record.
CGAGUACACCCCACGAUUAAAGCCAGAGCUCGCACGUGCCCCCAACGACUAAACAAGGAGGGUUGAAAUUAUUGAUUUGCGCAACGCGGUGAAACGCGGUGUGCAGUCGAACAAAAACACACACGGUACACCCUACAUUACUCGAAAGGUGUUUAAAAACGAACCAUAUCUUAUCGGAAAGUAUAUAUUUAGAAAAAAAACCGUUAAAAAACGUUAUUUUAAUCAUGUCUGAUAAAAGAGAUAGAGAUUACAUCGGUUUUGCAACAUUACCAGACCAAGUUCAUCGGAAAUCAGUUAAACGAGGAUUUGAUUUCACAUUGAUGGUCGUUGGAGAAUCCGGAUUGGGAAAAUCAACGUUAAUUAACAGUUUAUUUCUUGGGGAUUUAUAUAAAAACAGAAAAAUCUCCGAAGUUAACGAACGAAUUCAUAAAACUACAACAAUCGAGAAGAAAACGAUGGAAAUCGAGGAACGAGGAGUUAAACUACGGUUAACCGUGAUUGAUACACCUGGUUUCGGGGACGCUGUUAAUUGCGAGGAUAGCUGGAAAGUGUGCACAAGUUACAUCGACGAACAAUUUCGGCAAUACUUCACCGAUGAGAGCGGAUUAAAUCGUAGAAACAUCCAAGAUAACCGAGUACAUUGUUGUCUUUAUUUCGUCCCGCCGUGGGGGCACAGUUUAAGACAGAUGGAUCUAGAAUUAAUGAAACGACUCCAUAGGAAAGUGAAUCUCGUCGUUGUAAUCGCAAAAGCCGACACUUUAACAAGCUCCGAAGUUGCUAAAUUAAAAUCGAACAUUUUAAACGACAUCAAAGAUAACGAUAUUCAAAUGUACGAAUUUCCCGAGUGUGGGAGUGAUGAAGAUGAAGAUUUUAAAGAACAAGAUCGGGAGUUAAAAGCGAGCAUACCUUUCGCUGUCGUUGGAAGUAACGUUAUUUUGGAAGUUGCUGGAAGAAAAGUUCGAGGGAGACAAUAUCCGUGGGGUGUCGUCGAUGUUGAAAACCCAAAACAUAGCGAUUUUAUUAAAUUGAGAACGAUGUUGAUCUCGACGCAUAUGCAAGAUCUUAAGGAUGUAACGGAAGAUGUUCAUUACGAAAAUUUUAGGGCACAAUGUAUAUCGCAGAUUUCUCAACAUGCUCUUAGAGAAAGGGGGAAAUUAAAGAGAGAUUCAGUUCCGUAUGAUUCAGAUAUAUCGGAAACUGAUCGGCUGUUGAUCGAAAAGGAUAACGAGAUAAGGAGGAUGCAAGAUAUGCUGAGGCAGAUGCAAGAGAAGCUCAAAGAUUCCGCACAAGAUAAGAAACAUGACAGUAUUAUCGAUGUUUAAAUUAGUAAUAAUAAUAAUAAUGAAACGUU